UAUAAAUAUGGCGAAUUGCGACCUCCGUGCAGUAUCCUAAGAAUCCUGUUGGUGAACACUGGCUGUGUACAAAGUUGAAAAUAAAAAUGAAAAUGGGGUCUUCAAUGUAUGUGGCGUUUUUGGCUGUAGCCGUUGCGGCACUUUUCGGGAACACCCAUGCCAUAUCCGACGAAAACCGUGAGAAGCUCAAGAAGGAGAUGGCUCCGAUCUUCAUGGAGUGCGCCAAGGAGGGAGCCUUGAACCUGGACGACCUCAAGCAGUACAAGGGAGUGAAGGAGUUGCCCGCUGAUGAGGGAGUCACCUGCUUCUUCGCCUGCGCAUUCAAGAAGAUCGGAAUGAUUGACGACAAAGGAAUGUUCGCCGUUGAGGAGUCCGUGGAGAGAGGGAAGAAAUACAUGGACAGCGAGGAGAAACAAAAGCACCUCGAGGAAGCUGCCAACACCUGCGCCUCCGUGAACGAUGAGUCAGUAUCUGAUGGAGACAAGGGCUGCGAGCGCGCCAAGCAUCUGUACGAGUGCCUCAUCAAGCAGGCCGAGAAGUUUGGAUUGGAGCUGCCAACUUCAGCUGUAUAACUUCCACGAAAUACAUCAGUUCCGGAAUGUGAAGUGUCAAGUUCCUAAAUUUAUUUCAGUUUCUUUUUCUACCAACAAAUAUAUUUUUUGAUUUCUUCAUUCA
Messenger RNA from Plutella xylostella (diamondback moth), 675 nucleotides. RefSeq lists its product as uncharacterized. Gene Ontology annotation, molecular function: odorant binding. The record is from RefSeq and is a predicted model, not a curated record. Gene Ontology annotation, biological process: sensory perception of smell. Lineage: Eukaryota; Metazoa; Arthropoda; Insecta; Lepidoptera; Plutellidae.